GCCGAAUGAUAUACCGUAACGGCCUAACGGGUUUCCCAUUCUGUUUCUUUCUUUUCUUUCUUUCUGAUGAGACAUUAAACGGACCAAGAAAGCGUAGGUAGGUGGGUAGGAGCAAGGGCGCGAAGGCAGACGCAAAGGAACACAAUGUUGUAUCACGAAAAGCAAGUCGCAGCACUCUGUGGAGUACAUUGCCUAAAUACACUUUUGCAAGGACCAUACUUCAGCGAAAUAGACCUGGCGCAAAUUGCGCAAGGUCUAGACGAGUUAGAGCGCGCUUUGGUUGGCGAGGGUGCGCUGGAAGAGGCUUCUGGUAACGUAGCAAUGGAUGGUAUGUUUUCCAUCCAGGUCUUGAGCCGGGCACUGGAGACCUGGAGCCUGCAGGUCAUCUCCCUGGAGUCGGAGGAGGCUCGAGCCUUCAAGGCUGCCCCUACAACUGCUGAAGCCUUCAUUUGCAACCUUCAGGAGCACUGGUUCACGCUGCGUCGAGUGGCGGGGGGCGAUUGGUGGAACUUCAACUCGCUGUUCCCUGCGCCCCAGCCCUUGUCAACAUUUUACCUGCAAGCCUUCUUGGACUCUCUGACGGGCGAGGGCUGGACCAUAUUUGUGGUGGCCGGCAAGCUCCCUGCCGCACUGCCUGGGUCGCUGGAUGCACCGCCCAGCGCCGGAGGCCGCUGGUGGAGCCCGGAGGAGGCUCGUGCCGCUACGGAUGAGGCGGAGCGGGCUCGCAAGCGGGGGCGAGUGGCUCACGCGCUGGAGGGGGCGCUGGCGCGAGCAGAGCAGCAGGGCGGCAGGAUGACGCUGAGGUCCCGUGGGGAGCCAGCCGGCGGCGGCGGAGGGGCGGCAGCGGGGACGUCGCAUGACCGCCGCCCCAUCGGCCUAGCGGGCUCUGACAGCGAGGGUGACGGUGACGAUGAUGAUGCUGACCUUGCAGCAGCCAUUGCCGCCAGCCUGCAGCACCACCAACACCACAAGCAGCAGGAUGCGGCGCAGGCGCCUAACGACUCCGUGGUCUCGCAGCAGCAAGUAUCGCAGCAGCAGCCGCAGGGGGCCUGGCAGCAGCUUCCCGGGGGGAUGGAGUAUGAGGAGGGGGGUUUUGAGGAUGAUCCCGAGCUGGCUGCCGCAAUCGCAGCUAGCCUGGCGGAUGCAGCUGGAGGGCCGGCGGCGGCGCAGGUCGGGAGUGGCAGCGGAGGUGAAGGCGCAGGCCGUGAGAAGCAGCAGGAAGGCAACCCGGCGGCGGCUGGAGGGGUUUCGGAGCCAACUGCUGUGCAGCUAGACCCGGAGCCCGAGGAGGGGGAGGGCGUCAUUGAGGUCGCUUUCAGGCUUCCUUCCGGUUCCCGUACCGCUCGGCGCUUCCGUCUGUCCAGCCCCUCCGGGCAGCUCUUCGCCUUCUUGGCACCCCAGCUGGGGACCGCCCCAACCGGCCUCGCGCUGUCCACCACGUUCCCUAAGAAGGAGCUGCCGUGCAGUCCUGAAACCUCACUGGCCGAGCUGGGCCUUACGCAUCGCACCCUAUUAGUUGCGGAGAUCAAAAAGUAGCGGCGUGCUGUAAGCAGGAGCCCCUACACGCUUACCAGCCGGAUUCGUUUUUGAGGACUUGGCACAUGAUGAUGAGGAAUUAGUUGCAAAUGGGAAGUGGGAAUGUUGUGUACGGCAGAGGCAGAUGACGACAUGUGGGGUAGGUCGGUGCAUGUAGUUUGAAAUGGUUAGCGGUGUAGAGAUGGCGAAUAUGCGAGUCAUGGUAAUGGCUGAGUGCACGCACAGGACGUUCCAGGAUGAUGUACCGGUAUACUAUACGCAGUUAGCGUGCAGGCCGGGUUUGCCAGGGCGCAUAGGGCCCAUAGGGUUGUGCAUCGCACUUCAGUCGCACUAAGAACCCCUGUCAAGUCUACAGUCGAAA
This is a messenger RNA of Astrephomene gubernaculifera, 1897 nucleotides long. NCBI's taxonomy places the organism in Eukaryota, Viridiplantae, Chlorophyta, Chlorophyceae, Chlamydomonadales, Astrephomenaceae. The record is from the annotation of a GenBank genome assembly.